Nicotiana tabacum (common tobacco) is the source of this 676-nucleotide messenger RNA. Lineage: Eukaryota; Viridiplantae; Streptophyta; Magnoliopsida; Solanales; Solanaceae. The record is from RefSeq and is a predicted model, not a curated record.
AUUUCUUAUGACUGUAUGCAGAAUUCAAAUGUUUGUUCAAUUUAUGCAGGAAAGAAGCUCAAUCCGUUCCCACUUUUUGGAAGUGGAGGAGGAAACUCUGUGCCUUCUGGUUCUGCAACUCAAGAGGGAAAGCCAGUUCUUAAUGAAGAAGGGUGCUUUGAUCUGCAUUGGUUUCUUCGCAAGAGAAAAGUUACGGAUGGAAGAAAGUUAACCGAGCCAGCUGGGCAUAACACUCAUCCUUUUCCAAAUGGAAGACUACCAUCAGCCAAAGACGAUGCCACUGACGAUAAAUCCCCAACCCCUAAGAAACCUUCAGGAACUCCUCCAGCAAAAGGACCCACACAUCCCGGCAGUAUUUUUGAUCUUGGAGAGGAAGGUGGCUUCAUUCCUGGGGCAAUGCCAUCAAAGAAACCACCAAGUGAAAUUAAAGAGAAUAAAGGAGAUGAUUGGCGAAUUCCAAUGGAUGACCCAGGAGCUUCAUCAUCAACAGCGGAUUCCGGCAGUACACAAAGACCAUUACCUCCAGUUGAAGUUAAAAAAACCAAAUCACUGGAGAUUGUAAAAUGCAUAGUAUAUGGAGGUUUAAUAGAGUCAAUUACAAGCUUGGGUGUGAUUUCCUCUGCAGCUGCUUCCGAUGUUGACACAAGUAAGUAAUUGAGACCUUUUUUCUAAGUUU